AGCACUGUCCUCGCGACGGCGGUGCUGAAGCUGAACAAGAUGGCUGGGAGCUGGGGAGCGGAGAGCUGAGGAAGAAGGGGAACUAGCCGCAUAUCUACAGCUCCAAGACCAGGAAAGGCUCCAUGACGCGGGCGUUCACUUUGAAUUACUAAAGCGUCCUGUCUGAGGCUUGACGUGGCGAGCGCUUGGUUCCCAGAAGCGGCUCGUGACGUCCAUCAAAGACCACCGACCCACUCCCCGGCAGACCAGCGCUCAGAUCGACUCAAGAUCGGAAACUCGAUCGCUGCAACACAGACAUGUCAUUGCUCUGUGUUGGAGUGAAGAAAGCCAAGCUUGAUGGACCCCAGGAAAAGUUCAACACGUAUGUGACCUUGAAGGUACAGAAUGUUAAAAGCACAACCAUCGCCGUGCGUGGCAGUCAGCCAUGCUGGGAGCAGGACUUCAUGUUUGAAAUCAACCGGCUAGAUCUGGGUCUGACGGUGGAAGUGUGGAAUAAAGGACUGAUCUGGGACACCAUGGUGGGCACGUUGUGGAUCCCUCUUUGUAGCAUACGGCAGUCAAAUGAGGAUGGACCUGGUCAGUGGCUGACCUUGGACUCCAAUGUGAUCAUGGCUGAGAAUGAAAUCUGUGGUACCAAAGACCCAACUUUUCACAGGCUACUUCUGGAUACUCGCUUUGAACUGCCAUUAGACAUUCCUGAGGAAGAGGCCAGGUACUGGGCCAAGAAACUUGAGCAACUGAAUGCCACGAGAGACCAAGAUUACCAAGAAGAGGAAGAGCGACCUCUCCAUGGCCCAUCAUCACAGUGUUGUAACUGGAGUUUGUGGGGAGAUCAGCAGAAUGACGACCCAGACAGCGCUGUGGAUGACAGAGACAGUGACUACCGCAGUGAAACCAGCAACAGCAUGCCGCCUCCGUAUUACACCACUUCCCAACCCAACGCCUCCAUGCACCAGUAUCCAAUAAGACAGCACCACUACAGACACUCCUACAAUGAUUCCAUCCAUGAAAUGGACUAUGACCACAGAUCCAUAAGACGCUAUGAUAGUUUAGACUCGGCCACCAACGGGCGCAGCGAUAUCGACUCAGGCUCAGGCUCAAGCCGUCGCACCAGUCGUCAGUAUUCUCUAGACAGUAGGCAAUCGCUGUCAGAUAGUCCCACAGACAGCCGAUACGCCUCGUCUGGUGAACUAAGCCGAGGAAGUUCCCAGCUCAGUGAGGAGUUUGUACCUGAAGACGGCGAGAGUUUGCGAGGAUCAGAGUUUUAUGAUGAAAAUGACUCUUAUCACUCCUGUCACUCGUCCAUCAGUUAUGGCAAAGAGGAUUCUCCAGGCUGGGACGGUGAGGAUCCACAAGGUGUUUACAGUGAUGAGGCCGGCUACCUCAAAGACGGAGGUGAGGAUAGAGCACUCUAUGAUGAGGAUGGAGAAUAUAGAGAAGAUGGGGAAUACAACUAUGAAGAUGAAGAAGAGAUGCCUUAUGAGGAAGAUGAAGAUAUGUAUCCAUUGGAUGGCACGUUAAGCGAACAAGAGCUGCCCUACACCCCUACUCCUACAAGCACCGCUCCCAACCUAAUUCCUCCAUCUGAUAGUCUCACCACCAGUAGGCCUCCCUUGGAGAAGCAAGCCUCCUUGCAUCAGCAGCAGUUACCACAAGAUCAGAUUCAAAAUUCAACCGCUAAUGGUUUGCCCCCAACAAUACAGGAGGACUUAAUGCCUCCAUUCGCUUCAGAACCCACCAUCCCAGCUGCCAUAGUAACUUCAAAGGAAGAGCUUUCUGAUGAAACAGUGACCACCACACCACAGCUUUCCCUUCAAGACACCAAACCCCUGGAGCCUGAACCGAAGGCUGAUGUCCCUCCAGAGGAACCCCUUCCACUAGGGCAGCCAUCAGCUGUAGAAAGUGUCGCUCCAGCUCCUGAGGAAAAACCAGAGGAACCUUCAGUGCCCAGUUUUCCGAAGAGGGAAGCCAUGGAACCAGGCCACGCCAGAGCUAAAGCUAACUGGCUGCGAUUGUUCAGUCGAGUACGACUACAGUUGCAGGAGGCUCGAGGAGAGAGUGUUGGCAUUGCCUCCCUCCUUUUAUCAGCAGGCAUGGGUGGUGCUCUCUACAGCAUCGACAGCAUGCCAGACCUCAGGAAGAGAAAAGCCAUGCCCCUUGUCAGAGAUCUGUCUCUAGUCCAGAACUCCAGGAAGGCUGGCAUCACCUCAGCUCUGACCUCCAGCACCCUACAUAAUGAAGAAUUGAAAAGCCACGUCUAUAAGAAAACGCUGCAGGCCCUUAUAUAUCCCAUCUCCUGCACCACUCCACACAAUUUUGAGGUGUGGACUGCCACAACUCCCACCUACUGCUACGAGUGUGAGGGUCUGUUGUGGGGUAUUGCUCGACAGGGCAUGCGCUGCUCUGAGUGCGGAGUCAAAUGCCACGAAAAGUGCCAAGAUCUACUCAAUGCUGAUUGCCUUCAAAGAGCAGCAGAGAAGAGUUCCAAACAUGGCGCAGAGGACCGAACACAGAACAUAAUCAUGGUUCUCAAAGACCGUAUGAAGAUCAGAGAAAGAAACAAACCGGAGAUCUUCGAACUGAUCCAAGAAGUCUUCGCUGUUGUCAAGGCAACACAUGUCACCCAAAUGAAGCAGAUCAAACAGAGUGUGUUAGAUGGAACCUCCAAAUGGUCAGCCAAGAUCAGUAUCACCGUGCUGUGUGCUCAAGGUUUACAAGCCAAAGAUAAAACUGGCUCCAGUGAUCCUUAUGUCACAGUCCAGGUGGGGAAAACAAAAAAGAGGACGAAAACCAUCUAUGGCAAUCUCAAUCCUGUCUGGGAAGAGACUUUUAAUUUCGAAUGUCACAACUCAUCAGACCGUAUAAAGGUGCGAGUCUGGGACGAGGACGAUGACAUUAAGUCGAGGGUCAAGCAGAAGUUCAAAAGAGAAUCAGAUGACUUUUUGGGACAAACUAUCAUCGAGGUCCGCACUCUGAGUGGUGAAAUGGACGUGUGGUAUAAUCUAGAUAAGCGUACAGACAAAUCUGCAGUGUCUGGAGCGAUUCGCAUGCACAUUAAUGUGGAAAUCAAGGGAGAGGAGACGGUCGCUCCGUACCACGUCCAGUACACAUGUUUACAUGAAAACCUCUUCCACUUCGUGACUGAUAUCCAGAACAAUGGUGUGGUAAAGAUACCUGAUGCUAAAGGGGACGAUGCCUGGAAAGUGUAUUUUGAGGAGACACCUCAGGAGAUAGUCGAUGAGUUUGCUAUGCGCUAUGGAGUAGAGUCCAUCUACCAAGCCAUGACACAUUUUGCCUGCCUGUCGUCUAAGUACAUGUGCCCUGGAGUGCCAGCAGUGAUGAGCACCCUGCUGGCCAAUAUCAACGCCUACUACGCUCACACCACCCAGGCCACUAACAAUGUCUCUGCCUCUGACCGCUUUGCCGCUUCAAACUUUGGGAAAGAACGCUUCGUCAAGCUGCUGGACCAGCUUCACAAUUCUCUGAGGAUUGACCUCUCUAUGUACCGGAAUAAUUUUCCAGCUAGCAGUCCAGAAAGGCUUCAAGACCUGAAGUCGACUGUGGAUCUUCUCACCAGUAUCACCUUUUUCAGAAUGAAGGUGCAAGAGCUGCAAAGUCCCCCCAGAGCGAGCCAGGUGGUAAAGGAUUGUGUCAAAGCCUGCCUCAAUUCCACCUACGAGUACAUCUUCAACAACUGUCACGAGCUGUACAGCCGCGAGUAUCAGACCGACCCGGCUAAACAAGGUGCCGUUCCUCCAGAAGAACAAGGUCCAAGCAUCAAGAAUCUAGACUUCUGGUCAAAACUCAUCACCCUUAUUGUCUCCAUCAUUGAGGAAGACAAGAACUCAUACACUCCAUGCUUAAACCAAUUUCCCCAGGAACUAAAUGUUGGUAAAAUAAGUGCGGAAGUCAUGUGGAAUUUAUUUGCUCAGGACAUGAAGUACGCCAUGGAAGAACAUGAGAAGAACCGCCUGUGCAAGAGUGCGGAUUACAUGAACUUGCACUUUAAGGUGAAGUGGCUAUACAAUGAGUACUGCAAAGAUCUGCCUUUCUUCAAGAGCCGUGUGCCUGAAUAUCCUGCUUGGUUUGAGCCUUUUGUCAUCCAGUGGCUGGAUGAAAACGAAGAAGUUUCUCGUGACUUUCUCCAUGGUGCUCUGGAGAGAGACAAGAAAGACGGGUUCCAGGUCACAUCAGAGCACGCUUUAUUUUCCUGUUCCGUGGUGGACGUGUUCUCACAGCUCAACCAGAGCUUUGAGAUCAUCCGGAAACUAGAGUGUCCAGACCCCCAGAUCGUUGGACACUACAUGAAGAGAUUUGCAAAAACUAUCAGCAAUGUUCUUCUGUCCUACGCUGACAUCAUCUCCAGAUUGUUUGCUAAUUAUGUCAGCAUGGAGAAAGUGCCCUGCAUCCUGAUAAACAACAUCCAGCAACUGAGAGUCCAGUUGGAGAAGAUGUUUGAAGCGAUGGGCGGAAAAGAUCUUUGUGUGGAGGCCAGUGAUAUUCUGAAAGACCUCCAGGUGAAGCUCAACAAUGUCAUGGAUGACCUCAGCAGAGUCUUUGCUGUUAGCUUCCAGCCACACAUUGAAGAGAACGUGAAGCAGAUGGGUGACAUCCUGGCUCAGGUAAAAGGAACCUCCAACGUGGGAAAUGCCAGCAGCGUGGCUCAGGAUGCCGACAAUGUCCUGCAACCUAUCAUGGAAUUCCUGGACAGCAACCUGACUCUGUUUGCAAAGAUCUGUGAGAAGACUGUGCUGAAGCGUGUGCUGAAGGAGCUGUGGAAGCUGGUGAUGAACACCAUGGAGAAGACCAUUGUUCUGCCACCACUCACAGAUCAAACGGGGAGGCUGAAGAGUGCUUCUCACAGUGAUGGCACUCAGCUCAUCUUUAAUGCUGCCAAGGAGCUGGGACAGCUCUCCAAGCUCAAGGAGCAUAUGGUUCGCGAGGAGGCCAAGGCGCUGUCACCCAAGCAGUGCGCGGUCAUAGAGCUGGCUUUGGACACCAUCAAGCAAUACUUCCAUGCGGGCGGCGUGGGCCUGAAGAAGACUUUCCUUGAGAAGAGCCCUGAUCUUUUGUCUCUGCACUACGCCCUCUCGCUCUACACACAAGCCACCGACAAGCUUAUAAAGACUUUUGUUCAGUCGCAGAACGCACAAGUGUUCGGCGGAAAGGGGGUGAGGUUCACCACUAGUGAGGAUGUUUACCCAGAAAAGGGAUCUGGAGUGGACGAUGCUGUCGGCGAGGUGUCCAUCCACGUGGAGAUCUUCACUCACCCCAACACUGGAGAGCACAAGGUCACCGUGAAAGUUGUUGCGGCCAACGACCUGCGAUGGCAGACGCAGGGAAUAUUCCGUCCAUUUGUGGAGGUCUUUAUCAUCGGCCCCCACCUCAGCGACAAGAAGAGGAAGUACGCCACCAAGUCCAAGAACAACAGCUGGGCUCCCAAAUACAACGAAACAUUCACAUUCACCUUGAGCAGUGAGGUGGGCCCUGAAUGCUACGAGCUGCAGGUGUGCGUGAAGGACUACUGCUUUGCCAGAGAAGACCGAACAGUGGGGAUGGCCGUCCUGCAGCUGAAGGACGUGGCGUCCAAGGGCAGCGUGGCCUGCUGGCUGCCACUGGGUCGGAGAAUCCACAUGGACGAGACGGGGCUCACCGUGCUGCGCAUCCUCUCCCAGCGCAACAACGACGACGUGGCAAAGGAGUUUGUCAAGCUUAAGUCCGACCAGCGCUCGGCAGAGGAGGGCCGGAGCUAAAACUGGUCAUGAGCGAGCCACUGCCGGAGCGUCCGGUGUGGCCACAGCAGAGUUGCGAUGAGAAUCCAGCGAGUCAUCAUCAUGAGUCCACGUCAUUCUUUGCCUCUAUCCAGAUCAUUGCAAACACAUCAGUCAAGUCAGGGUGAAAAAUUCUCGCUGGCCUUUAACGCGAUCACCGAUCUGACCGUCCUCUCAGAGAGCGCCGACGUAUGAUCGCUGAUGUAUGCCAAGCACAACAGGACCACCUGACCACCAUGGGUGCAUCCAACAUUCCAACUAUCCCAGAUUUGUAGUAUAAGUAAAUGUACAUGUAAGUACUGCUUUAUCUAUGUUGAUAGCUACAUAUAAAGAUGUAAGGACAGGUUUAGAGAUGGACGCCACGGUUGGUCCUCGUCUGUCCCUCUAUCAGAGCACACUGCCUGACACCCUCAAUGCCUUCUGUCUCGUCGACCCUUUUUUUGUUUUUAUACGUGUGUGUGUGUGUGUGUGAGUCGAGUGUGUUCUCGUGGCUGUCAUCACAGAGGAGUGUUUCAGAUCAAGUGAUGUUUACUCUGUUUGUUAAUGUAAACAUUCCAGGCGGCCCUGCGAUAGAUUAGAGUCUCCACAAUCCAGGGACGAAGCACAAAUGACUCGCGACGGCGCUGCAGGUGCUGCAACUGGGAAGUCAGACCUCUACUUUAAGGGCUGCAGAUCCAGACCUGGUCGGGUUUGGUGAUAACAUUUCGCAGAGGGUCAACGCCUCACUAGUCAGUUUAGUGUGACAUGCAUGGACCUCGCAAUUUAUAUCAUCGCUAUGGAAUCAGAAGAGUCAAGGCAGAUACACAGAACUCAUAUCAUGUGCUGUCCAAAUGUGAAGUGGCAGGGACGGGUGCCAGCACCGCGGGGUCUGAGGGAAAUAGUGGAGCACGGUAUAAGCUUGUCUUGUUCACUUCUCAGGGUGAGAUUGAUGGGAAUUCGGAGCAGAUGUGGAGUGCAGCAAAAGAUUAGCUGAGCCAAAAGGCAACACUCCUUUAAUGUCCGUUUAGCAGCUCCUCUAUGAAACCGGACUUUGGGUGCCAUCAGGUUCCACCCACUGCCAACACAACUCUUCGAGAGGGCUUCAGCAACUGUACAAAAAAAUUGUGACUCCUCACUAGUUUACUUCAGUUCAAUGAUGCAAGAUCCUGCCACCAAGUGGGAACGCAGUCUCUGUCGUGCUUUAGGAUAACAGGGUUUCCAGUCUAGUCCCCCCCUAAUUCUUCUGUCUUCAAUUCUUCAAUCUCUAUGCAUCUCAUCCAGUCAUUCAGCAAGUCAAGGUCUUUCACCGUUUACAGUAUGGAUUUUGUCUUACUCGAGCACCCAAGAGCUGACGGAGAUUUUGAAUCGCUUUUUUACUACCACCCGCCACAGCGUAGCGAUACCAUUGACUUGUCAAUAGAGAAGUGUGCCGCUCUUCGUGGUUGUGUAGCUGUUGAAAGGUGUGCACUUCAGACCAACAGAUCACGUAGAACCACCUAGAUUUGAAUUUCUGGGGCGUAUACUGUCUUUGAGUGACAUUUGCACAGUCUUUUAUCAAUGGUACGUCAAUGUCAAUUCUGAGAAUGCCACGAAUAAAACCUUGAUUUCAUGCAGAUGUGGAGGAUGAAAUGUCGGCAUGUGAGAUGCUAGUGAGGGAGGAAGUAGACACGGGAGCACAACAAAAAGCACAGAAACCACACGCAGGCAGCCGUGCAUGAACUGCCGCACUGGCCCGACCACCUGGGCGUCCACCGGUCCCUUAACUUUCAGGAGUGGUGCAUGAUGGGAGCAAUGAAAACAAACAAUUGUGUUGUGCCAGCACGCAAAAUGAUUUGAUGUUCUUGCCAAAUGUCGUCUGUUAUUUUGAUAUUUCCAUAUGGUUUACUAUUUUUGAAAUGUUUGUGAAUAUAUAAAUAUGUAUUACUAAUGAUGUGUCGUGGUACCAAGUACUCGCAUGGGAAUUUUUUUAUACACAAGAUGUUUGUAAUUUUUUUUUUAUUAUUAUUCUUGGUGUUGAAGAGAAAGAGGCUUCGGUCUCAUUGAGUUUCUGCUUCGAAUAAAUUGUGGAAA
Synchiropus splendidus (mandarinfish) is the source of this 7820-nucleotide messenger RNA. RefSeq names its product unc-13 homolog A (C. elegans) (gene unc13a). The record is from RefSeq and is a predicted model, not a curated record. Gene Ontology annotation, biological process: synaptic vesicle priming; dense core granule priming; presynaptic dense core vesicle exocytosis. Gene Ontology annotation, cellular component: neuromuscular junction; synaptic vesicle membrane; presynaptic membrane. Gene Ontology annotation, molecular function: diacylglycerol binding; phospholipid binding; calmodulin binding. The coding region runs from base 297 to 5753 and encodes 1818 amino acids. The transcript is spliced from 43 exons. NCBI's taxonomy places the organism in Eukaryota, Metazoa, Chordata, Actinopteri, Syngnathiformes, Callionymidae.